Messenger RNA from Malus domestica (apple), 1462 nucleotides. Its product is annotated as short-chain dehydrogenase reductase 3a-like. NCBI's taxonomy places the organism in Eukaryota, Viridiplantae, Streptophyta, Magnoliopsida, Rosales, Rosaceae. The record is from RefSeq and is a predicted model, not a curated record.
UAAAAACUAUAACUCGGCUGCCUUGUGCUUUUUUAACUUAGGAUCAUUAAAUACGAUAGGUCACAUAUGUUAUAAACCAUCUUCAACUUCAACAUCAACUCGGUUGGUGCUCUUUCUCUUUGUGCAUGAAAACGCGUGUCUACUAGCUCUUCAAUUCCAAUAGAUUCUGGGCCUUGUUUCUGCUACCUUGAGUUCUGCCACUAGUCAAGCAGCUCUUUCCCUCUCUCUCUCUCUUACACACACACACACACUCUCUCUCUCUCUCUCUCUCUCUCUCUCAUCCUCAGAAUUCAUCAGAUCUUUGCCGCAGAUAUGAUCAGAUCACUAACCAGAGAGUUUAAGCUGAUCAGCUGCAAUGCUUUUCUCUGUAAGCGAGCAAGGCCCUUUUCAACGAGAGGCGCAGCUGGCCAUGGAAGGCUGCAAGGCAAGGUAGCCAUAAUAACAGGGUCAGCUAGCGGGCUUGGGAAAGCCACGGCCCACGAGUUCAUCCGACAUGGAGCACACGUCAUCGUUGCAGACUCAGAUUCUGAGCUGGGUCCACAAGUCGCCAAAGAGCUGGGGCCCGCAGCCCACUUUGUCCAAUGCGACGUUGCCGUUGAGUCCCAAAUAGCAGAAGCUGUAGAAACCGCCAUGGCUCGUCACGGAAAACUUGACAUAAUGUACAACAACGCGGGAAUAACAGGCCCAGCGUUCCCGCCCAGCAUCGUUGACCUGAACCUUGAGGAGUUUGACCGCGUGAUCCGGGUCAACGUGCGGGGCGCGGUUGCUGGGAUAAAGCAUGCGGCACGAGUCAUGAUACCUGCGGGCUCAGGCUCCAUACUGUGCACAUCCAGCAUAGCUGGGCUGUUGGGUGGGGUUGGGCCUCACCCCUAUUCGAUAUCGAAAUUUACGAUACCUGGCCUGGUCAAGUCACUGGCGAGCGAGCUGUGCCGAAACGGGAUCCGAGUCAAUUGCAUUUCGCCAAGUCCAAUCCCGACGUCAAUGGUGGUGCGGGAAAUAUGGAAGCUUUAUCCGGGGGCGCCGGAGGAUCAGGUUAAAGAGAUAGUGAAUGGGCUGGGAGAGCUCAAGGGUGCGAAGUGUGAGGAGAUAGAUGUGGCGCAAGCUGCGGUGUAUCUGGCAUCGGAUGAAGCAAAGUAUGUGACGGGUCAUAAUCUGGUGGUCGAUGGAGGCUUCACCAGCUUCAAAAGUCUUAGCUUCCCUCCUCCUCCGGGUCAAUCUGUGUAAUGUAAUGCUAGUAUAUGUCCAGAGUCUAGACUCCAAUUAGGUUUAGACUUGUUUUCGCAACAACGUACACAAUUACGCACAUGCAUGUUUCUUUGUUAUUUCAAGAAGCUGGAUUAUGUAUGUACUAUAUAAUAUCAGGUUGAUGAAUUGUUUCCCGGGGAACUAUAAAAUGGUGUAAGUACAUACGUGUGUCCAUAUGCACACACAUGAUUGAUCUAAGUACUACUGAUUGCAUCUU